CCUCCCAUGUGAUCUUUGGAAGCUGCCUGUCUCAUGUGCUGGCAUAUUCCAGUUCAGACCGACGCCUGAGCUGCGUAUUCCAGUACUUGCAGACUGCAGUGGAUCAUCUUGCAGAAAUGCUGUGGGUGUGGAUAACACUGUGCAUCAUGUGGCAAGGAACAAGCAGCUUCAUGAUCCACAACAAAGUGGAACGCCUGUGCCUGGAGGACUCGCUCGGAGAUGCCGGAGUUCAGUUAAAGAGAUGCAGUGUGGACUCAGAGCUCCAGCAAUGGGUCUGGACAGAGCGGAUGUUCCUCAUGAAUGUACACACACAAAGGUGCCUGUCUGCCUUCCACAGUGACCCAAUCCAGACUCUCGAAUGUGACGGUGAAGAUUAUCUGCAGUGGCAGUGUAUGGACCAUAGGCUCAUCAGCAUGAGUCACUCCCUGGAACUAGGUGUGCAACAAGGAAGCCUGACUCUGAUUAACACAGGAAAACGAACCAGGUGGACAUCUUUGGAUCAAGGAGACAUCUGUCAGGAGAAGCUGAGAUCCAGAAAGCAGCGUGACACAGAUGAGUUUCCAUCCACAGAGGACACCAUGACAGAGGAACAGAGAGAGUAUCUCAGGUGGUACUAUCGCACUGAAGACGCAACACCCUGGAAAUUUGCCAUGCUGGGUUUGUCUCUUGUGGUUCUGCUUAUGGGGUGUGUGCUCUGCAUCAUGGGAUUGAUGAGUAACAAACAUCGGCGAGAAAUAGCCAAGUACAAAACCGCCACUGCUGCAUCUCCUGCCUUAGUAAAAGUGGAAAUGGAAGAGCUUCAAAUUAUCACUGUGUCCAAGGAGGACAAAAACUCCUACCCUGACCCAACACAAGAUGGACAACUGGAGAGCAAAGCACCACUGGAGGAAGCUAGUGAGACUGAAGCACUGAACCCUGGUGAGAUUAUGGUCACGUGGAAGGAUGGAACUGCCUCCAAACUCUACUCUGAUUCUAAUGAAGAGGGUGAGGAAGACAAGUGAUGUGGGACUGAGAGACAAAACAAAUUCCCAUUUCCUUAGUUUGCAUUCUUAUAAACAUUUAAAUGUACAAAGAGUCAAAGGCUUUUUUUUUGUUCUAUCAAACUUGAUUCAACACAUAUUGGCCUUACAAUAGACCAACUAUUGAUACUUAGUUACUGUUGCUUUUUGUUGAUCAAGCCAAUAAAUCAUAGAUGGAGAUCUUGAGUUAAGUCAAAAGAUAUGAGACCAAGACAGAGAGUGUGUAUUGUUCUCUAUCUCUUCAAAUCAGUUUGGUUUAAUUUUCUCUAAAUGCUGUUCUGACAGGUUCAUAUUAAUGUAAUUGAAUUCAUUAUCAUCUAUUAUUAAAUCUAUAGUAACAGCAUAUAAACAGGGACUUGUAUGGAUGCUCUACAUAGUCCAAGAAGACCAAUAAUAAACAGAUUAAAAAGAUCUUAUUCACCAUGAAAAACAUACAGUAUCUCUCUGCAAGACCUUUGUGGAAGGAGUCUGCAAUGUCAUGACUUUGUGCUUGUCAAUCAUUUUUCCACCAUGGCAAAGUCUUUUUCCUUGGUAAUGUAAUGAGUCUGUCUGUGUUUCUGCCCUGUUUCUGUCUGCUGUCUUUCUCUGUUGUUAAUUGUUUGCUCCGCCACUCAUUGGUUACCACGGACAUUAAUUGAACUCCAUCUCUCCUUCAGGUGUGUUGUCUUUGUCUCUGAUUGCCUCUGCUUUGUCAUUGGUUCCUGUCAGUUAUAUAUACUCUGUUUGCUCACUUCCCUGUUGCUAGUCGUUGUCUAUAUGUUUGUGUUCCUGUUAGCUCUGUGUGUUGCCUAGUUUUGCCUGUCUGUCUGUUUCUUGUCUUGGUUUAUUAAAACGUUUCAACUGCAUUUGGAUCCUCA
Molecule: messenger RNA, 1876 nt
Organism: Tachysurus vachellii
Lineage: Eukaryota; Metazoa; Chordata; Actinopteri; Siluriformes; Bagridae
Product: solute carrier family 51 subunit beta
Exons: 6
Coding region: 117-1001 (294 amino acids)
Biological process (GO): bile acid and bile salt transport
Cellular component (GO): plasma membrane
Molecular function (GO): transmembrane transporter activity; protein heterodimerization activity
Source: RefSeq, a predicted model, not a curated record